Messenger RNA from Brassica oleracea var. oleracea, 605 nucleotides. RefSeq lists its product as uncharacterized. The record is from RefSeq and is a predicted model, not a curated record. NCBI's taxonomy places the organism in Eukaryota, Viridiplantae, Streptophyta, Magnoliopsida, Brassicales, Brassicaceae. Bases 163 to 513 code for a protein of 116 amino acids. The transcript is spliced from 2 exons.
CAAAAAGCAAACAUCUAUUUACGGCAGAGAAAACGAUAAUCUCUUCUGAUAUUCAGAACCACAAAAGAAAUGUUCCACAAUUUCAUUGUCGUCUAUUUUUAGAGGUUUCUCUAUUCGUAAGAAGGUAAAGAGAAACAAAGAAGGAAGGAAAGAACAAAAAAAAUGGAAGGGAAAGAGAAAGAAGAAGCGAAGAGGAGGACGAUGAUGAAUAAGAUCAAACUUAAGGAGACACAACAAGAGAUAAGCCAAGAAGACGUCAAAAGACAAGAAGCUUACAACAUGUCCCCACGUGUACGUGGUGGUGGUGGGCUGGCGGGUAUGGUGAAGUCAUCGAGCGUGAGGCUAAGCUGUUUGUGUGCACCAACCACACACCCUGGCUCCUUCAGGUGCCGUUACCACCGUCGUAACGCUGGACUCGGAAUGUCACGUGGCAUAUCUGUUCCGACUAACCUUUCAAUGUUGGCUGGAGGAGGAGGAGGCUCUAAUUCUACCUCUGGCUCUCCCAAGUCCUGAAGUCGUCCCACGAUUAAAUAAAAUAUAAAUGAAUGUGUUUCUUCUCAAUACUAAAUUUCUCAAAUGUGUGUUUUGUAUAUAAAAUAUUGAGA